CCGGAUCAGUGAGCUGUGGCGGCGGCUCCGUGGCGGCGGCGGAAAGCGCAGUUGCUCUGCUGUAGUCCACGCCCCCUUCCCGCUCCGGUGACAGUGUUCACCGAAAGUCGCGUUUGUGAUUUCUGGUGAGCAUCAAGCAGGACGUCGGCGUUCCUGUCGGGUCUUCCGGGCCCGGUGACGACGAAUCAGUGUCCCGGUGAACCAGCUUCUCACCCCUACGCAGCACACACUCCAGGGCCUGAAGAUGCUGAGAUCUAUGUGGAAUUUUCUGAAACGUCACAAAAAGAAAUGCAUCUUCCUGGGCACGGUCCUCGGAGGAGUCUAUAUCCUGGGAAAAUAUGGACAAAAGAAAAUCAGAGAAAUACAAGAAAGAGAAGCUGCAGAAUAUAUUGCCCAGGCACGACGACAAUAUCAUUUUGAAAGUAACCAAAGGACUUGCAACAUGACAGUGCUGUCCAUGCUUCCUACAUUAAGAGAAGCCUUAAUGCAGCAACUCAACUCUGAGAGCCUCACAGCUCUACUAAAAAACAGGCCUUCAAACAAGCUAGAAAUAUGGGAGGAUCUGAAGAUAAUAAGUUUCACAAGAAGUAUUGUGGCUGUAUACAGUACUUGUAUGCUGGUUGUUCUUUUGCGAGUCCAGUUAAACAUAAUUGGUGGAUAUAUUUACCUGGAUAAUGCAGCAGUUGGCAAAAAUGGCACUACAAUUCUUGCUCCCCCAGAUGUCCAACAACAGUAUUUAUCAAGUAUUCAACACCUCCUUGGAGAUGGCCUGACGGAAUUGAUCACUGUCAUUAAACAAGCUGUGCAAAAGAUUUUAGGAAGUGUUUCUCUUAAACAUUCUUUGUCCCUUUUGGACUUGGAGCAAAAACUAAAAGAAAUCAGAAAUCUCGUCGAGCAGCAUAAAUCUUCUUCUUGGAUUAAUAAAGAUGGAUCCAAAUCUUUCUUAUGCCAUUAUAUGAUGCCAGAUGAAGAAACUCCAUUAGCAGUUCAGGCCUGUGGACUUUCACCUAGAGACGUUACCACAAUUAAACUUCUCAAUGAAACUAGAGACAUGUUGGAAAGUCCAGAUUUUAGUACAGUUUUGAAUACCUGUUUAAACCGGGGCUUUAGCAGACUUCUAGACAAUAUGGCUGAAUUCUUUCGACCUACCGAGCAGGACUUGCAGCAUGGUAACUCCAUGAAUAGUCUUUCCAGUGUCAGCCUGCCUUUAGCUAAGAUAAUUCCAAUAGUAAAUGGACAGAUCCAUUCGGUUUGCAGUGAGACACCUAGUCAUUUUGUACAGGAUCUGUUGAUGAUGGAGCAAGUGAAAGACUUUGCUGCUAACGUGUACGAAGCUUUUAGUACCCCUCAACAACUGGAGAAAUGAUUUUCCCUCGAGAACUACAGUGGGAUUCACUUACACUGAAAAAAUAAACCACACCUAGAGUAACAGUUUGUUACUGAAAUGCCUAAUAAACAUAUAUUCUUAAACAAAGUCUCCAUUUCAUAAUGAAAUAGAUUUAUUUGACAUCUUAAUAUAUUUUUUAAAUUCAUCAACAGACCAGUUUCUGUGGGCAUAUCUCAGUGUACACACAGUGCAAAGAUCAGAAUUGUUAAUCAUUUGUUACUCCAUGGACAUUAGUUCCAAACUGACUAAAAACUAAUGUAGAUAAUGUUUUUAUAUGUGUAAUAUGUUGUGCA
This is a messenger RNA of Tupaia belangeri chinensis (Chinese tree shrew), 1680 nucleotides long. It is a transcript of the gene PEX3, whose product is annotated as peroxisomal biogenesis factor 3. Lineage: Eukaryota; Metazoa; Chordata; Mammalia; Scandentia; Tupaiidae. Gene Ontology annotation, cellular component: peroxisomal membrane. Gene Ontology annotation, biological process: protein import into peroxisome membrane. The record is from RefSeq and is a predicted model, not a curated record. Gene Ontology annotation, molecular function: protein-macromolecule adaptor activity. The coding region runs from base 245 to 1366 and encodes 373 amino acids. The transcript is spliced from 12 exons.